Messenger RNA from Scheffersomyces amazonensis, 1423 nucleotides. RefSeq names its product NAD(P)-dependent alcohol dehydrogenase. The record is from RefSeq and is a predicted model, not a curated record. Lineage: Eukaryota; Fungi; Ascomycota; Pichiomycetes; Serinales; Debaryomycetaceae. The coding region runs from base 213 to 1325 and encodes 370 amino acids. Gene Ontology annotation, molecular function: alcohol dehydrogenase (NADP+) activity; zinc ion binding. The transcript has a single exon. Gene Ontology annotation, biological process: alcohol metabolic process.
UGGAAAUUUUCAAGUCCGUUCAAAACAUGUGGAAUGCAAUGGAAUAGACAUCAACGGCAUUUAAUUAAACAUAUUAGUAAGAAAGAUGAAAAAAUUGAAAUUUGGGUCUAAUGAUUAUAAAUAAGAUGGUUUGCACAUCUUUAAUCUUAUCUUACUUUCUUUUUUACUGAAUCAUCAAUAAAUCAAAUCAAAUCAAAUAUACAAAUAAUAAAAUGAGUGCAACUAAAGUUCCAGAACAAUUUUCCGGUUUCGCAGCUGAUAGUCCAGAAACUUGGGACCAUCCAAAGCUUGUUAAAUAUGCUCCAAAGAAAUUAUUACCUGUCGAUAUAACCAUUCAAAUUCAAGCUUGUGGUGUUUGUGGUAGUGAUUGUCACACAAUUAAAGGUAAUUGGGGUCCUUACAAUAGACCAGAUUUAGUUGUUGGACAUGAAAUUAUUGGUAAAGUUAUUGAAGUUGGUAGUCAAGUUACUAAGCAUAAAGUUGGAGAUAUUGUCGGUGUUGGUGCUCAAGCCAAUAGCUGUGGUGAAUGUUCUAGAUGUAAAUCUAACAAUGAACAAUAUUGUCAAAAGGGUGGUGUUUUCACUUAUAAUGCCCCAGAUCCAAAAGCUGACAAUUAUAUUACCCAAGGUGGUUAUGCUUCUCAUGUUAGACUUAAUCAACAUUUUGCUGCUGCAAUUCCAAAGAAUUUAGAUAUUCAUGAUGCUGCUCCAUUACUUUGUGGUGGUUUAACCGUCUAUUCUCCAAUUGUUAGAAACGCAGGUCACGAUUUAACUGGUAAGACCAUUGGUAUUGUUGGUAUUGGUGGUUUAGGAGCUAUGGCUUUACAAAUCUCCAAGGCUUUAGGGGCUAAGAAGGUUUAUGCUUUCUCAAGAACAAACUCUAAAGAAAAGGAUGCUAAGGCUUUAGGAGCUGAUGAAUUAAUCGCUACCAAAGAUAAUGCAAACUGGGUUGCUGAACACUUGGAUGAAUUUGAUUUAAUCCUUAACUGUGCUAACUCUGGAAAAGGUGCCAAUUUAGAUCCUUACUUACAAGUCUUAAAAUUAACUGGUGUUUUCGCUAAUGUUUCUGCUCCUCCAGCUGAUGAAAAAUUAGAAAUCACUCCAUUCCCAAUGAUCUUAAAUGGAUCCACCAUUAAGUCUUCCGCCAUUGGUUCUAUGAAGGAAGCUGAUGAAGUAUUGAAAUUAUAUGCUGACAAGGGAUUAAAACCAUGGAUUGAAAAGGUCGCUGUUAGUGAAGAUGGUGUUUCUGAAGUUCUUUCUAGAAUUGAUAAAGGUGAUGUUAAGUACAGAUUUGUGUUAUCUGACUUUGAAAAGUUCUUUAACUAAAUAAAUAAAAAUAUUAUCAAGUAAGUUAUUAUUAAUAAUUAUAAAUAGUCUUUAGCUUUUAUUGAUGUUUUAUUAGUGAAAUAUAUAAACAAUAUUAA